Messenger RNA from Juglans microcarpa x Juglans regia, 835 nucleotides. Its product is annotated as dCTP pyrophosphatase 1-like. NCBI's taxonomy places the organism in Eukaryota, Viridiplantae, Streptophyta, Magnoliopsida, Fagales, Juglandaceae. The transcript is spliced from 2 exons. The record is from RefSeq and is a predicted model, not a curated record. Gene Ontology annotation, biological process: nucleoside triphosphate catabolic process. Bases 193 to 591 code for a protein of 132 amino acids. Gene Ontology annotation, molecular function: nucleoside triphosphate diphosphatase activity.
UUUUUGAUUUUUUCUUGUUCUGGGAUUGAGCUAGCUGUCCCUGAUCAGUUCCUCGCUCCUCCUUCUUCAUAAUCUUCUUCUUCUUGUGUCUUGGCCCGCGUUUUGUUCUCUAUUUCCUUUGUUCUUUAUCGUUUUAAUUAGUUUUUGCUUGUUCUUGGGGAGAACUGAGAAGAAAUUAUAUCAUCUUAAGAGAUGACUGCGGCUCCAGAAGGUCAAAGUGUUACCCUUGAUCUUCUCAAGAAGAAGAUGACGGAGUUCGCCAGGGAAAGAGAUUGGGAGCAGUUCCACAGCCCUCGAAACCUCCUUUUGGCUCUGGUGGGUGAAGUUGGAGAACUCUCUGAGAUAUUCCAGUGGAAAGGUGAGGUUCCAAAGGGACUGCCCGAUUGGAAAGAAGAGGAGAAAGUGCACCUGGGUGAAGAGCUUUCAGACGUUCUGCUCUACCUGGUGCAGCUCUCUGACAUCUGUGGCAUUGAUCUUGGCAGAGCUGCACUUCGAAAGGUCGAACUCAACGCCAUCAAAUACCCAGUUUCAAAGAAGCGAAGCCAGACAAACAUCACUAGCACCGACAACAAUGGCGCCGGGAGUUGUUGAUUUUUCUCUGUAUAAAAAACACCCAACAUAAGAAAUACAUAAAAUAUUGAUUGAGGUGGAUGGGUGUUUUAGGUGUUGUAGGGGUUCAUGAUAAAGCUUUGUAGGAAGGAAGGGUACGUUCUUCUCAGGUUUCAUUGCAUGGAGACUAGCUCCAGUGCAUGUUUGGCAAUUAUUCUCACAGAUUUUAUUACUGUUCUGGCUUACUCAAUCAAAUCCAUCUGACAGACAGAGAUAUGGUAGUGAU